ACCUCGGCGCACGAAAACGGGAGGGCAAAUACGAAGGAAGGCGUGAUUGCUUUUAAAGCCUCCCCCUCACCUUCCCUGACUUCCUACAAUCUCUCUCUCUCUCUCUCUCUCUUUCUCUCUUGUUUACCAAAAGAAAAACCAAAAACUCGAAAUUCUUGCCAAACAGGCGAAUUCGAAGCCUUUCGCUCAUUCAUCACAACGUUAAAAAAUAUUUCCAUCUUCUUCACCCUCAUCGUCCACUCCAAUUCCAAAAGGUUUAUACAGAGAAUAUUGUAAGCUUUCUUAACUCAAGACUGCGGCUGCGGUUCGAUUCGUUUCUAUGGCGUCUUCGAUCUCCGAGUUAAAUUUUGAGGAGUCGAAUCGGAAAAAGAGGAGGAAAACCGGGGAAGAAGCGCGAGAUCCGAAUACUGGACCCGAAACCAGGUGGAGAUCCGACAGGGAGCAGAGGAUCUACUCCACGAAGCUUUUCGAGGCUCUCCGGCAGGUGCGCCGGAAUUCCUCGCAGGCUUUUAAGGUCUCCGGCGGACGCGAGGUCCGGGCGGCGGCGGACCGGGUUCUCGCCGUGUCGGCCAAGGGUAGGACACGGUGGAGCCGGGCGAUUCUGACGAGUCGACUCGGGUUGAGACUCGGUUGCAACAAGCACAAGAAGGCGAAGGUGGGGAAGGUGACCGGCUCUAGCCGGUUAAAGAGACCGGCGAAGAAGAGGCAUUUACCGGCUGUGCAGAGGAAAGCCAAGGUUCUAAGCCGGUUGGUUCCCGGUUGCCGGAAGGUCUCGUUUCCGAACCUUCUGGAAGAAGCGAGCGAUUACAUUGCCGCUCUGGAGAUGCAGGUCCGAGCCAUGACCGCGCUCACGGAGCUCCUCACCGGGGCGCCGGUCGAUCGGCUCGGCUCGAGCCCUGGCUCGUUGUUAUAAUGGCCCUGGCUUUACCAUGCCAGGUGUUCUUUCUUUUCUUUUUUUUUUUUUCUUUUUUUUUUUUUUAAACUUUUUAAUAUUGUUUUAUGGAUUUUAUAAAUUCAUGUAUUUUAUUGUGUACAUGACCUUUUCUUCUUUUGGAGCUCCACUAUC
This is a messenger RNA of Corylus avellana, 1066 nucleotides long. RefSeq names its product basic helix-loop-helix (bHLH) DNA-binding superfamily protein. Gene Ontology annotation, molecular function: protein dimerization activity. NCBI's taxonomy places the organism in Eukaryota, Viridiplantae, Streptophyta, Magnoliopsida, Fagales, Betulaceae. Gene Ontology annotation, biological process: regulation of DNA-templated transcription. The record is from RefSeq and is a predicted model, not a curated record.